Messenger RNA from Sclerotinia sclerotiorum 1980 UF-70, 537 nucleotides. RefSeq lists its product with no specific name. NCBI's taxonomy places the organism in Eukaryota, Fungi, Ascomycota, Leotiomycetes, Helotiales, Sclerotiniaceae. The transcript has a single exon. The record is from RefSeq and is a predicted model, not a curated record. The coding region runs from base 1 to 537 and encodes 178 amino acids.
AUGGGCAACUUUCUUUCGAAGAUCGGAGCUGCCACUGGACGAUGGAUAUUUUUCUUUUUCACUUCGAAAUUCGGCGAAGACACGGUAUCAUCUGAUGCUCAAAAAGGAGAUUUCUUCCAAAAAGUCCUCAUUUACAGCAAACAAGAUUUAAAGGUCAUCAAGCGUGGGAUGGUCUUCAUCGAUCCUGGAAAUUAUGGACCAAACCUGAUCACCGACGAGGCGAUGCGUUAUGUACACGGCCAGCCGACAGAUUCCAAAUGGACCAUCAGGACCUAUGAUGGCGACGAGAAGGAAGUUGGUGGAGAGAAGGAAGUUGACGGAGAGGUUGAAUUGAGCUUUUCUGGCCUUGGACCAAAGACCAGAUUCUACACUAACACAUUCCGCCAUGUGCCCCACAUCAUCGAUGGCAUUGACAUGGUCCUCAAUCAUGAUUUUUACGUUGCAGUGUUUCCGGACAAGAUCCCACCUAUGUUAAUGAUGAGAUCGGGGGCAAAGAAAGAGUCUCAAGGCAUAACCCUGUUUAUUACUCACUCUUGA